Molecule: messenger RNA, 4675 nt
Organism: Choloepus didactylus (southern two-toed sloth)
Lineage: Eukaryota; Metazoa; Chordata; Mammalia; Pilosa; Megalonychidae
Gene: CPLX2
Product: complexin 2
Exons: 4
Coding region: 349-753 (134 amino acids)
Biological process (GO): synaptic vesicle exocytosis; neurotransmitter transport; regulation of neurotransmitter secretion
Cellular component (GO): terminal bouton; SNARE complex
Molecular function (GO): syntaxin binding
Source: RefSeq, a predicted model, not a curated record
CCGCCUUUCUCAGGAAGCUUGGGUCUCCCUAGGAGCGGGUCUACUCUUUGGGGAGGCCUCUCGGCUGUGUUCCCUGCAGCUCUGCUGACAUUCGGGGCGGACGGAAGAGGGGUUCUGCGCCCCACGCGUGCACAUGUGUUAGCCCAGGCAGAAGGGAGUGCCUCGGCGGAGGAGUCAAGGAAGAGGGGGAGGGAGACUCGCGCCAGAUUCUCGGUCCCGGGCGCCCUGGUCGGCCACAGAGGAGCUGCAGCCUCCAACAGGUUGGCACAUCUCCCCACGCAGGGCCUGCCGGGAGCGCUGCAUGCAAAUUCCGCCGCGGGCUAGGGUACGCUAACCGGAGCCGGCAGCAUGGACUUCGUCAUGAAGCAGGCCCUCGGAGGGGCCACCAAGGAUAUGGGGAAGAUGCUGGGGGGAGAGGAGGAGAAGGACCCAGACGCUCAGAAGAAGGAGGAGGAGCGGCAGGAAGCUCUGCGGCAGCAGGAGGAGGAGCGCAAGGCCAAGCACGCGCGCAUGGAGGCCGAGCGGGAGAAGGUCCGGCAGCAGAUCCGAGACAAGUACGGGCUGAAGAAGAAAGAGGAGAAGGAGGCUGAGGAGAAGGCGGCCCUGGAGCAGCCAUGUGAGGGGAGCCUGACCCGGCCCAAGAAGGCCAUCCCGGCAGGCUGUGGGGACGAAGAGGAGGAGGAGGAAGAGAGCAUCCUGGACACGGUGCUCAAAUACCUGCCUGGGCCGCUGCAGGACAUGUUCAAGAAGUAACUGGCCCUCCUGCCCCAUCCCCACUCCACUCGUUCCUAUGAUUUUUUUGUUGUUGUUCUUUCUUUUCUUUUUCUAUUCAGUUAAGUCUCAGUUCUGAAGGGGAAAACCUCAGUUGGCCUCUGCUCCCCUUCCCUGGCCAGGGGCUCCUCCCCCUCAGUACUCCCUUGCACCCCCUUCUUCCCAGGGUAUCCCACCCCCCAUCCCUCUCCCAAGCAGAUUGAGAAAGGGGAGAUAGCUUUUCCCUGGCAGGGGGUGUAGAAGCCAGGGCGUUAGGCCCUGGAGGCCUCGGGUCUAUGCUGGUGUGGUAACCGCCCCCCUGUUCCCAUACAUUCCUUCAUGCUCCCCACUGCCAGGAGGACCACUGUCCCCAGCCAGCCAAAAUAAUGACACAUUCCAGCCCUGCCCAGCAUGCUGACCUUUGGCCUCUGAACCCCCGCCCCCCAGUGGGCCUCCAGGUCAGGGCAAGGGCACCCAGUGACCUGGCCCUGAGGAAGGGAGUCAGGGUAAACCUGCCCCCAUGAGGGCACAGCCUGAGAGGCCCUGCUGAAUUCUGGCCAGGCCAAGUUCUGGGCAGGAGGCUGGAGCUCUCCUUCUUCCCUCCCCUUGGUGACACUCAGACCAGGAGCAUCCCUCUCCCCCAACCAAGCCAGUCCCUCCAAAUGGAUCCUUUUUGGACUUCAGCUCAUCUGCGGAGGGACCCAGGGUAGGGUAGCCCUUUGUUCCCCAUCCUCCCCACCCUACUUAGGUCCUGGGACCCCACUGCCAGACUGGGACCAGCUUGCCCAGCUAAGGGCCUUCCCAGGCCCCCCCUCCUCCCCAACUAGAAAACACUUGGAGCCAUUGGGCAGCAAUGUUCCAUGCCAUGGGGACCCCCCCCCCACUGGUGUGGCCAAGCUGCCCCCAUUCCUAUCCACCCACCCCUUUCACACCCUGUCCUGUCCUUGUGCUUCCAGGGCCCCACAGUCCUCAGGAGGACCCUUCCCAGCCAAAGCCCCACACCCUUGGGGAGAAGCCAGUUCCCACUUGUCCAUCCAUCUCACUGGCCAAGAACAAACUCUCCUCUGGGAUGUGUAGGACCCAGCUGGGCCUGGCAUUUGUUUUCCCCUAAAUUGUCAAGGCCGCCUACUCAGUCCAUUGUAUGAGAACUGGGGGUGGAGGUGGGAAGACAAGGGUGUAGGUGUGGAUAGAGCAAACGUGAGAGGAAAGUAUGUGUCCAGACCCACACGAGUGCAUGAUUUUGUGCAGCAAGAUUUUAUGUGUGUGUUAGACCAGAUGUAUGUUAGGAUUGUGUGUGUGUGUUUGUUAGUCAUCAUGCUCAUGUGUUAGGGAUUGUAUAUAUUAGACAGCCUUACAUACGUGUAUGUGUUUGAGGUGGUGUAUAUGAGUUGAGAUUGUGUCGUGUUUAUGCUAUUCAUCUCCCAUGUAUGUUAGAGAUUGCAGGUAUUUGCUUGUAUAUGCAUGUUUUCAAAAUGGCAUGUGUGUCAGAAGUGAUGGAUGUGUAUGAGAGAGGUUUGGAGGGAGUUGUCAAAUGUGCUAAGGCUGUCGUGUAUAUGUGUGUGGGUCUAAAAAGGCAGUUGUGGGCAGGGACGUAUGCUUGGGGAGCAGGAACAUGGGUGAGACAUCCCCUCGCAGCUCCAAGACCAUCAGUCAUAGGGGGCCACAUCCAAGAGGAGACCUUGUCCUUGGCCUCAAGUCCUCCUACCCUUGGGGGGUUCCUGCCUGAGGUCCUCAGAAGUCCACUGGGAUGAGCCCAGGCAGUGCCCCAGGAAGCCAUGCUGGGCCCCUAUCAGGGCCUAACCCCAAAGCAGGGGCCAGGGAGGGGGCGACUUGCCUGCCCCUGAAGCCCCUGCACCAUUGGCCCCAGUUUGCAUUCUGCAGGUUUUCCAUUUUAGUGGAUUUAUGCUUUUAUUUCAGAGAGACGUGUGUGUCUUCUCUGUCCGUUUCCAAUAGUUAAAGCCAUAUCGGUUAGACUGCAAUACUUUAAAGACGAGACAAAACAAUCCAUAUGUUUAGGGAACCAGCCCCAGCUCCCUGGACUUACCCUCCUCCCCUGCCCAUCCCCAUCCCUUUGUGCCCCUGUGUCCAGCCCCCAGGGGCCCAUGUAUGUGCCUGUGUCUGUAAUGGGGGAGCCACCUCGCACCCCUGUUGUCUGCUUGUCUUUCUGUGUCUGUUUUCCUGGGCAGGAUGGUCAUCCUCUAGAGCUCUGGGGUCCUGGGGUAGACACAGGCAGGGAGCCCCAGGCCCCCCCCAGACCCUGUGUGUGAGCCCCACCUGGACACAGGGGUGGAUCCUGAGUGUUCAGAGAGAUCUGCCCCUUGACAGAGGCCACAGAGCUCUAGGGUGCUCCCAGGACACAGAGAGUGCCAGGUGGGCAGUGGAGACUGGAACCCAGGGAGUUCUAGAUGAGCAAGGGGGCCCAGCCAUCCCAGAUAACCCAGGUGGACCUGAGGGAAGCCAGGUCCUUAGAGGGCAUCCUCAGUGGUUUCUGCAGUCCCUCUACCUACACCCAAAGUGGGCUCAGGGCUUUUCAGCCCCACCCCAGUGCCCUCCAGGCUGGCUGACUUAGUCUAGGUGAGCAGGACUUGUCCUCCUGGGGUUAGCAGCAGGGGAAGAAUUUCCACCUGGGGUAUACCUGCUUCCAGCCACUGCUAGGUGAUCACUCUCAGGUCCAGGGGAGUAAGAUGACUGUCAUUCCUGACAAUGACCUGACUGUGGACAGAAACUGGUGGGUGGCCCAGAGAGAAAGUCGUAUGCAACACACUCAUGGAGGAACAAAAUCUGGGUGUUAAGCUCUAACAGGGGAGGGGACGAUCGUGUGAUGUGACCAGGGCAUGAGGUGUACGUGACCCAUUGGAUAGGAGGGGGACGAGUGUGUUACACACCAAUGGGGCAGUGUGCAUGGAACACACUCAGAAGGUAGGGGCUGCAGGCCCCACAAUUCAGCAUGCACACAUGCCUUACAAAGGAGGGAACCCCAGCUAGGGGAAUAAGCAGGAGCCAUCAUUUGCACGUGGUGAAGACAGAACGUGGUGCAAGGGUAUGUGCACUACCCAAUGUGGCAUGAGACUUGCUGGGUGAUCACUGCCAUAUUGUGUGCCUGGGGAUUCACCACCAGAUAGAAGGACAAGAGCUGCAGAAAUCCCUCUGGAUCUCCCCAUUCUGGGAGCUGGAAAUGAGCCAGGAUUCCCAAGAGUGAGUGCCCCACCACUCCAGGUCCAGAAGCUUCUGGAAGGUGUCCUUAAUUGCAAAGCUGUGUGGAGAGCCCCUCCAAAAGGAAGCAGGAAGUCAAGAGACCCCCUCCCCCCCAGGUGUGUGUAUGAGAGAAAGAAAGGGAGAGAUAAAGAGAGAGACAGAGAAUAAACUUAUUCUACUCAGGUCCCUCUCAGGUGGUUAGAGUAGGAUGGGGUGGACUCCCCAGUCCCGAGAAACCUGGCAUCCAGCCUACAGGGCUGCCCCUGCCCCAUGGUCCAUCCUUCUAGGGCCCCACAGGACCCUGACUACACAGAAAGGCUGGGGGGGGGCAGACAGGCUGAGAUGAGGGGACAUUUCCCAAGCCUGAGGACAUGCCUCCCACCAGAUGUCCCCUGCUCCCCUCCCCACUCCUGUUGCCCCCCGCUCUCCUACUGGAGAGAAGAUGGGAAGUGCUGGGCUGGCCCCGGGGAGGGGACUCCAGCAAGACCCAGAUGUGGACGGCCAUCCUGCCCGCGCGGGGGAACCCCUUUCCCACAUCUGUGCUGUGUCCUUGUCGCUCUGCUUCCUUUAAAUGUGUCAGUGCCUGGGGGGAGGGGAGGGGCACCCCCUCAUGCCCCCCUGAACCUGACCGAAAGCCAUGGCUGUUGCUCCCCCUUCGUAUGACACAAAUGCUAACUACAGAUGUACAAAACCAACCAUGACAACAAAGGAAAAAAGACCUUGUACAGCA